Molecule: messenger RNA, 3186 nt
Organism: Lacerta agilis (Sand lizard)
Lineage: Eukaryota; Metazoa; Chordata; Lepidosauria; Squamata; Lacertidae
Product: zinc finger protein 729-like
Exons: 2
Biological process (GO): regulation of transcription by RNA polymerase II
Cellular component (GO): nucleus
Molecular function (GO): DNA-binding transcription activator activity, RNA polymerase II-specific; RNA polymerase II cis-regulatory region sequence-specific DNA binding
Source: RefSeq, a predicted model, not a curated record
UCAGACCGUCGUUCACAUGAACAAACUCACACAGGGGAGAAACCAUUUAAAUGUAUGGAGUGUGGAAAGAGCUUCAGACAAAGUUCAAACCUUUAUUCACAUCAACGUACUCACACAGGGGAGAAACCAUUUAAAUGUAUGGAGUGUGGAAAGAGCUUCAGGCGGUGUACAGAGCUUGACAGACAUCAAAGGACCCACACAGGGGAGAAACCAUUUAAAUGUAUGGAGUGUGGAAAAUGCUUCAGCCAGUCGGCACACCUUCAUGUACAUCAACAAACUCACACAGGAGAGAAACCAUUUAAAUGCAUGGAGUGUGAAAAGAGCUUCAGGGACAGUUCACACCUUCGUUCACAUGAACGAACUCAUAUAGGGGAGAAACCAUUUGAAUGCAUAGAGUGUGGAAAGAGCUUCAGGUUUAGUGCAGCACUUAGAAAACACCAACGGAUUCACACAGGGGAAAAACCAUUUGAAUGCAUGGAGUGUGGAAAGUCCUUCAAUGCGAGUUCACACCUUCGUAAACAUAAACGAUCUCACACAGCAGAAAAACCAUAUAAAUGCAUGGAGUGUGGAAAGUGCUUCAAUCAGAGUUCAAACCUUAGGACACAUCAAUUGACUCACACAGGAGAGAAGCCAUUCAAAUGUAUGGAGUGUGGAAAGAGCUUUGCGCGGAGUGCAGGCCUUGGUAUACAUCAACGGAUUCACACAGGAGAGAAGCCAUUCAAAUGUAUGGAGUGUGGAAAGAGCUUCAAUCAGGGUGGAGGACUUAGAAUUCAUCAACGGAUUCACAGAGGGGAGAAACCAUUUGAAUGUAUGGAGUGUGGAAAGAGCUUCAGUGACAGUGGAACACUUAGAAAACAUCAACGGAUUCACACAGGGGAGAAACCAUAUAAAUGUAUGAAGUGUGGAAAGAGCUUCCGUGACAGUGGAAGCCUUAGAGGACAUAGCCGGAUUCACACAGGGGAGAAACCAUUUGAAUGUAUGGAGUGUGGAAAGAGCUACAGUCAAAGUGGAACACUUAGAAUUCAUCAGCGGACUCACACAGGGGAGAAACCAUUUAAAUGCAUGGAGUGUGGAAAGAGCUUCAGUGAGAGUGGGCAACUUCGACUACACCAACGAACUCACACAGGGGAGAAACCAUUUAAAUGCAUGGAGUGUGGAAAGAGCUUCACUCACAGUGGAGCACUUAGAAAACAUCAACGGAUUCACACAGGGGAGAAACCAUUUGAAUGCAUGGAGUGUGGAAAGAGCUUCAGUGAGAGUGGAGCACUUAGAAAACAUCAACGGAUUCACAUGGGAAAAACUAUUUCAAUGCAUGGAUGUGGAAAGAGAAAGAAGAAACAAUUAGAAAGUAUGGAGGGUGGAAAGAGCUUCACGGACAGUGGAACAAUUACAAAACAUCAACGGACUCACACAGGAGAGAAACCAUUUAAAUGUAUUGAGUGUGGAAAGAGCUUCAGUCAGAAUGAUAAACUUAGAAUUCAUCAACGGAGUCACACAGGGGAGAAACCAUUUAAAUGUAUUGAGUGUGGAAAGAGCUUCAGUCAGAGUGGAGAACUUAGAAUUCAUCAACGGACUCACACAGGUGAGAAACCAUUUAAAUGCAUGGAGUGUGGAAAGAGUUUCUGUGAGAGUGGAAAACUUAGAAUUCAUCAACGGACUCACACAGGGGAGAAACCAUUUAAAUGCAUGGAGUGUGGAAAGAGCUUCAGUCAGAGUGAACACCUUAGAACACAUCAACGGACUCACACAGGUGAGAAACCAUUUAAAUGCAUGGAGUGUGGAAAGAGCUUCCGUGACAGUGGAACAAUUACAAAACAUCAACGGACUCACACAGGAGAGAAACCAUUUAAAUGUAUAGAGUGUGGAAAGAGCUUCAGUGGAAGUGGAGGCCUUAGAACACACCAACGGAGUCACACGGGGGAGAAACCAUUUCAGUGCAUGGAGUGUGGAAAGAGCUUCAGUGACAGUGGAAACCUUAGAAUUCAUCAACGGACUCACACAGGGGAGAAACCAUUUGAGUGUAUGGAGUGUGGAAAGAGCUUCAGUCAGAGUGAACACCUUAGAACACAUCAACGGACUCACACAGGUGAGAAACCAUUUAAAUGCAUGGAGUGUGGAAAGAGCUUCCGUGACAGUGGAACAAUUACAAAACAUCAACGGACUCACACAGGAGAGAAACCAUUUAAAUGCAUGGAGUGUGGAAAGAGCUUCAGUCAGAGUGGAGACCUUAGAAUUCAUCAACGGACUCACACAGGUGAGAAACCAUUUAAAUGCAUGGAGUGUGGAAAGAGUUUCUGUCAGAGUGAACACCUUAGAAGACAUCAACGGAGUCACACAGGUGAGAAACCAUUUAAAUGCAUGGAGUGUGGAAAGAGCUUCAGUGACAGUGGAAUACUUAGAAUUCAUCAGCGGAGUCAUACAGGGGAGAAACCAUUUCAAUGUAUAGAGUGUGGAAAGAGCUUCAGUGGAAGUGGAGGCCUUAGAACACACCAACGGAGUCACACGGGGGAGAAACCAUUUCAGUGCAUGGAGUGUGGAAAGAGCUUCAGUAGGAGUUCACACCUUUAUAUUCAUCAACGAUCUCACACAGGGGAGAAGCCAUUUAAAUGCAUGGAGUGUGGAAAGAGCUUCAGUCAGAGUGAAAACCUUAGAACACAUCAACAGACUCACACAGGUGAGAAACCAUUUAAAUGCAUGGAGUGUGGAAAGAGCUUCCGUGACAGUGGAACAAUUACAAAACAUCAACGGACUCACACAGGUGAGAAACCAUUUAAAUGCAUGGAGUGUGGAAAGAGCUUCAGUGACAGUGGAAACCUUAGAAUUCAUCAACGGACUCACACAGGGGAGAAACCAUUUGAGUGUAUGGAGUGUGGAAAGAGCUUCACUAAUAGUGGAAACCUUAGAACACACCAACGAACUCACACGGGGGAGAAACCAUUUACAUGUAUUGAAUGUGGAAAGUGCUUCAGUGACAGUGGAAAACUCAGAAACCACCAACAGACUCACACAGGAGAGAAACCAUUUAAAUGCAUGGAGUGUGGAAAGAGCUUCAGUGACAGUGGAAAACUUAGAAACCACCAACAGACUCACACAGGAGAGAAACCAUUUCAAUGCAUGGAGUGUGGAAGGAGCUUCAGUACAAGUGGAAUUCUUACAAAACAUCAACAAAUUCAUACGGAACAAAAU